AUGACGGGCACUUCAGCAAAGCAAUCGCUCCGAAUCCUUGUGAAUCAAAAUGUCCGUAGAUUAUCACCAGAGUCUGUAUCAAAACAGUCCAGCGAGGUAUUCCAAAAACUUGCGCUAAAUGAACGGUUUAAAAGAGCCGAAAGGGUAGCCCUUUACAUGAACAUGCCAGUGGGUGAAAUAUGUACACUUGAUAUCAUUGAACAUUGCUUCUCAUUGGGAAAGAAGGUGUUUUUGCCCAGAUGCAAUGGCAUGAAGAUGACAUUCCUUCAACUCGAGAGCAUGGCAGCUGUGUACAACUUGCAGCCUAGAGGCAAGUACGGCCUACUUGAGCCCGCUUCAGGCCUCGAUGUUUUGAAAUCUGGUGACCUCGACCUCAUUUUAGUUCCUGGGGUCGCUUUCACCCAAGGCGGCAAACGGCUUGGGAGAGGCGCCGGCUAUUACGAUAAGUUCUUGAGCCAAUAUCUGAAGAUUCAUGGCUGCGUGCCGUAUCUUAUAGGCUUGGCGUUCGAACAACAAUUAGUUGAUGAUCUUCCUCAAGACGAUCAUGAUUGGUGGCUUGAUGAGGUCUUGGUUGGCAGCCCCUUGUAG
Molecule: messenger RNA, 588 nt
Organism: Candidozyma duobushaemuli
Lineage: Eukaryota; Fungi; Ascomycota; Pichiomycetes; Serinales; Metschnikowiaceae
Product: 5-formyltetrahydrofolate cyclo-ligase
Exons: 1
Coding region: 1-588 (195 amino acids)
Biological process (GO): tetrahydrofolate interconversion; folic acid-containing compound biosynthetic process
Cellular component (GO): mitochondrion
Molecular function (GO): 5-formyltetrahydrofolate cyclo-ligase activity
Source: RefSeq, a predicted model, not a curated record